Molecule: messenger RNA, 8030 nt
Organism: Homo sapiens (human)
Lineage: Eukaryota; Metazoa; Chordata; Mammalia; Primates; Hominidae
Gene: AGPAT3
Product: 1-acylglycerol-3-phosphate O-acyltransferase 3
Exons: 10
Coding region: 1628-2830 (400 amino acids)
Biological process (GO): CDP-diacylglycerol biosynthetic process
Cellular component (GO): nuclear envelope; endoplasmic reticulum membrane; endoplasmic reticulum
Molecular function (GO): lysophosphatidic acid acyltransferase activity; acyltransferase activity; 1-acylglycerophosphocholine O-acyltransferase activity
Source: RefSeq, a predicted model, not a curated record
ACUCGCUGAGGCCCCGACGCAGGGCCGGGCCGGGCCCAGGGCCGAGGAGCGCGGCGGCCAGAGCGGGGCCGCGGAGGCGACGCCGGGGACGCCCGCGCGACGAGCAGGUGGCGGCGGCUGCAGGUGAGCACCGAGGCCCCCACCCGAGGUCGGGCCGCCCCCCUCUUCCCCCACGCCCCGCCGCCGCCCGAGGUCGCCCUCCCGCCGCCGGAGGUCGCCCCUGCCCCAGCCGUCCGACCUCGGGCCGCCCGGGGCCCCGCGCCGCAAUGGGCCGGCCGCGCUCCGCGGGGCGCGGGGCCUGGGAAGGCGCGGGGCCGGGAGGAGGUCUGGGCCCGGGUCCUGUGCGCCCCCCGCAACCCCGGCCUCCCCGGCGGCCUGGUCCAGCGCGAGGCCCCGGCCGCUUCCCGCAGCAGCCUCGGUGGCGCUGGGCCCAGCGGGGAGGCCCGGGGGUUCGGGGCGCCCGGGAGGGGCCCGGGCCGGGCCGAGGGAGGGCGAGUGGGUUCCCGCGGGGACGUCCCAUCCCUCCGUCCUGGACUCUGCUCCGGGCCCCGCUCGGCUCCCCCGUGGACAGGACGCGCCCGCCGCCUGGUUUCGGGGCGCGGCGGACCCGGGACCCCCCCCAGGGGCCUCCUCCUCGCGCGCCCAGGCCAAGGGAGCAGUUUCACUUUUGCCGCUCCGCGCGGGGAGGGCUGCGGGGCCCGGGGUUGGCUGUGGGUUCGGCCCGGAGACCGGCGGCGCGUUUGCACCGGGCGGGUCAGGGGAUGGGGUCAGUCCGGGGGCAAGAGCCGUGGGGGCGAAAACCCACUCCUGGCCACCCCAGGACCCUUGGAACAUUGGUCCCAAGUACUUAGGAAAGGAGGGUUAUUAGUAUUUGAAGGCAGUUAAAAAUGGUGCAGUGUUUUUUUUUUUUUUUUUAACUUUGAGAGAAGUUUAGUGACAUGGGGAAAAUGCUUUUAUAAAUGGCUUCCCAGACCUUUAAAAAAAAAAAAGCACAAUUUUAAAAGCUUUGUCUAGGAGAAUACUUGAGCAGUUGGGUUCUUUUUCCUGGGAAACAUGAUCUUAGUAGAAGAAAGAUGUGGGCUGUUGGCCUCCAGACAGAGGGUGAUGAGCAUGCGGCUCUUAUUAAAAAUGAAAGCCAACGCCGAGAGCCUGCUGGGGGCUGGGAGGUGGGGCGGGCGGCGGGCCCAGGCUGCUAGAGGGACCCAGGAUCCUGCAGCUUUUAAAUUGCAGGCGCGGCUGCUCCGACUCGACUCGCUUAGGAAUUGCUGAACUUCGUCUUCUCAGUUUGAAAGCUUCAGAGGGGUCUCCCGAGGAUGCUGAGCACUCUCUUGAUUUGGCCACUUCUUUGCCGCCCCCCCUCCCUCUUUCCAACCAAUCCUCCUCCCCCACAGAGUUCGGCGUUAGCCUGUGCCUGUUACAACUCGCUUCUUGUAUCCAUUUCUGACACGUGACUGAUACACCUGCCUCCCAUCCCCUCCGCACUUUGACCUCGUAAACAAGUGAUCUGACACAACAGGGCUUGAGUUACUUGCCCGAGGUUGUGUCACGGAACGGCAGGGCCGCCUUUAGGCUUACAUCCCUGGAACUCCCACCUCCACAGACCCGUCCGGGUGCUGAAAGUCCACGGAUGCUAUCCCUGGUCAAAUCAGAGGACGGCUGUCCUCAGCGAGGGGCCGUGCACCCGCUCCUGAGCAGCGCCAUGGGCCUGCUGGCCUUCCUGAAGACCCAGUUCGUGCUGCACCUGCUGGUCGGCUUUGUCUUCGUGGUGAGUGGUCUGGUCAUCAACUUCGUCCAGCUGUGCACGCUGGCGCUCUGGCCGGUCAGCAAGCAGCUCUACCGCCGCCUCAACUGCCGCCUCGCCUACUCACUCUGGAGCCAACUGGUCAUGCUGCUGGAGUGGUGGUCCUGCACGGAGUGUACACUGUUCACGGACCAGGCCACGGUAGAGCGCUUUGGGAAGGAGCACGCAGUCAUCAUCCUCAACCACAACUUCGAGAUCGACUUCCUCUGUGGGUGGACCAUGUGUGAGCGCUUCGGAGUGCUGGGGAGCUCCAAGGUCCUCGCUAAGAAGGAGCUGCUCUACGUGCCCCUCAUCGGCUGGACGUGGUACUUUCUGGAGAUUGUGUUCUGCAAGCGGAAGUGGGAGGAGGACCGGGACACCGUGGUCGAAGGGCUGAGGCGCCUGUCGGACUACCCCGAGUACAUGUGGUUUCUCCUGUACUGCGAGGGGACGCGCUUCACGGAGACCAAGCACCGCGUUAGCAUGGAGGUGGCGGCUGCUAAGGGGCUUCCUGUCCUCAAGUACCACCUGCUGCCGCGGACCAAGGGCUUCACCACCGCAGUCAAGUGCCUCCGGGGGACAGUCGCAGCUGUCUAUGAUGUAACCCUGAACUUCAGAGGAAACAAGAACCCGUCCCUGCUGGGGAUCCUCUACGGGAAGAAGUACGAGGCGGACAUGUGCGUGAGGAGAUUUCCUCUGGAAGACAUCCCGCUGGAUGAAAAGGAAGCAGCUCAGUGGCUUCAUAAACUGUACCAGGAGAAGGACGCGCUCCAGGAGAUAUAUAAUCAGAAGGGCAUGUUUCCAGGGGAGCAGUUUAAGCCUGCCCGGAGGCCGUGGACCCUCCUGAACUUCCUGUCCUGGGCCACCAUUCUCCUGUCUCCCCUCUUCAGUUUUGUCUUGGGCGUCUUUGCCAGCGGAUCACCUCUCCUGAUCCUGACUUUCUUGGGGUUUGUGGGAGCAGCUUCCUUUGGAGUUCGCAGACUGAUAGGAGUAACUGAGAUAGAAAAAGGCUCCAGCUACGGAAACCAAGAGUUUAAGAAAAAGGAAUAAUUAAUGGCUGUGACUGAACACACGCGGCCCUGACGGUGGUAUCCAGUUAACUCAAAACCAACACACAGAGUGCAGGAAAAGACAAUUAGAAACUAUUUUUCUUAUUAACUGGUGACUAAUAUUAACAAAACUUGAGCCAAGAGUAAAGAAUUCAGAAGGCCUGUCAGGUGAAGUCUUCAGCCUCCCACAGCGCAGGGUCCCAGCAUCUCCACGCGCGCCCGUGGGAGGUGGGUCCGGCCGGAGAGGCCUCCCGCGGACGCCGUCUCUCCAGAACUCCGCUUCCAAGAGGGAGCCUUUGGCUGCUUUCUCUCCUUAAACUUAGAUCAAAUUUUUUGGUUUUUAAUCAGUUAUCUUGGGAACUUAACCUGGCCCCUCACCUCUUCUGCACCCCCCGCCCCCGAAACUGUCUCGUAAUGAAUUUCUGCUGUCCUCCUGGGAGUGGACGGCCGGGUCCCGUCCCCCGGGAGCAUCGCUCGGCUCAGCACCUUGGCUCCCAGUGGGGGCCCCGUGGAGGGCGCCCGUAGUGAUAAGCACACCGGCACGAACGUCAGGUCCAUUCCUCGAAGUCGGAGCCCUCACUCUGCCCUGUCCUGGGGCUGGCUGAGGGCGAACGCCCCACCUCACUUUCUAGAGCCCUGUCUGUCCUAGCUCCUAUCUGACCUUGUGUGUAAAUACGUACAUCUGUUUUUAAAGUGGAUGGGCCCCUGAGAACUCAGUGAAAUGCAGAGUUCUCCAUGCACCUAAAGCUCCUUUGUCGCUCUCAUGGCUGUCAGAUCCUGGUCCCUCCACACUGGGUGCUGGGGAGGGAGGACCCUCGGGGCUACCGCGCGCCCCCCCAUCCCACAGAUCAGGAGCCAAGGAGGGAGAACAGGGCAGCCUGUGGGACUCUAGGAUGCUUCAGAAGAAGCGACGGCACCGUCAACCCUCUGUUUUUUAAAGGUGGUUGGAGACUGUUAACACUGAGCUCAUUGACUUCUAGAGAUUUUAUUUUUACUGGUUGAUCUCUUGGUGGUUUUCAACUUCCUGCUGGAAACUAGAGGUGGGGCACCCCCCACCCCCCAGCCUCGCACUGUGUCCUUGGGGAAGGCCCGCCCCCAUCCUGGCCGGUGUCACUGUGGCCCGGCCACCCCUGAGCGCCCAGCUCCCUACCUCCUGGACGUCUCUGAGAGUCCAGGCAGAGCAGAGGGCAGCGCUCGGCCGGUCAUGCUGGCUCCCUUGGCCUUGCAGCGAGCCCCUGGCCCACGCCGAGCGAGGGAUGCUUCUCCCUACAGCAUGUCCACUCCCCCGGCAUGGCCAGGUGGGGCCCCUGGGGCAAUGGCAGUGGUAGAACGCUCAACUUGGUUGCGGUACCAUCAGCCCACCUGCAUUUGGCUUUCGACUUGCUUGUUCUAAGUCACAGCGCCCUCAUCUUUUUAGCAAGGUAAAAAAACCAAAAUGGGUGUUAUCUCUGAUAUCUUGAAACCAGCGUUCUGAAUAGAGGUAGGUUGAGUUUUCUAGGGGAAAACAAAUGGAGAAAAGAGGCAUGAAGAAAAGUAAACCGAGAACAUAAUUAGGCAUCGGGCCUAAGUGUCCUGGGGAGAUUGGAGGGGACGGCAGCGUUCUGCAUGAUGGAGGCGCUGCCGGGCCCCGGGUCUGUGGGGGCCGUGCUCUCAGGGCGUGUGCGGGACGCCACCUGUGCACACCUGCUCAGAGCACGGCUCCUCGCAGGGGUGAAGGGGCAGACCAACGAAACCAGAUGAGACCAACGACACCAUGCGAGACACGCUUGCAGACACUGUUGUUUUGGAAAUGUGCUUCCCUCCAUCUGAAAUCUCAUCCCUCCACCCGCCCACUCGGGCAGCUGUGCCGUGGGCAGGGCAUGCGCUCCCCUGGCUGAGCACCCCAGAGAUUCUCCUGCACCUUCCUCAUGCCGCACGCUGCUCAUCCGUCUCCAUGUGUGUUUAGAUCCAUGCCAUUCACUGACUCACUAACACCUGCAAAAUCUUUAAGGAAAAAAGCUGAAGGGUACGACCAUGCACAUAUGUGACCUGGAAAAUGCAAAUUUAGAUCUUUUAUGAUUUAAUUAUUAUUGUUUCCCAUAGAAGUUCCCUCCCUUUGAAAUUAAUAUAUAAUGUAUAAAUUCUGCACUGAGCCAUGGCGGAGCUGGGCAGCCCCUAGGUUAGAGUGGAGACGGAGGCCCAGGCGCAGGGGUCACACCUCAUCUGGUUUCCUUCCCAUCUCACAGCUUAGCUUGUGCUUCUCAACACCAAGUCUUUAAGAGCAAUAAAAACUACACCAUGAAUGUUUGAAUUUUUUUUUUUUGGGGGGGGGAGGGUGGAUUUUGCUUUUCAUCCAGAAGGAAAAGGGGAGGAGAGCUCCUUUACAUUUUUUAAAUUAAAUUCAUAAAUCCCAGAACAGUCUUUUUUUUUUCUUUUUCCUUUACACCCUACUUCUGAGCUUAAUUCAGUUGAUGUUAUGUCCAAAUUCAGGCUGAGUGCUCAGGCUGAAGCAACUCUGUAGCCCACAGUCCGUGCUGGCCACUGUCGGGGUGAGGCACAUUCUAGGCCUGGCAUCGCUGAUGCCCUCUGCACCCAGUCCUUGAGCCAGGCCGAGGACAGGAAGGGCAUUGCUGGCCUGUAGCUCCUGUUACCCACCCAGAGCCAGGCGCCACACUGGAGGCUCCCAGGCGGGAGGGCCCAGGCCCACCCACGGGCGUCUGGCCGGUCAAGCUCCCAGCCUGGGCCGUGGUCUCCUGGGGACGCCGCUGGCCUCCCAGCUUAGGCCCAGGUGCCAGGUGUCAUGGGGUCUCCUGCCCAUCUUCCCAAGGAUGCCAUUGCUGUCUUCAUCGUCUUCCCCCGUGUGAGACACUGGUUGUCUGGUACUCGGCGACAGUGUACCAGACGCGCACCCUAUGUGAGGUGCUUUAAGGUCCCUGUCCUCAGGAAGCGCAGUCUGGUGGAAGAGAUGAGCGCUGAACAAAUCACUAAAUAACACAAAACAACAAUGUAAGCAGCACUUUCUUGUGUAAAAAAAAAAAAAAAGCACGUCCUGUCGAUGAAUUUUGAGUCUCUCUGCCUUGCCUGUCCCGACUCCCUUUCGCGCACCGUGGCAUGAGAAUCUUUCCUCACGCUGUUCGUUGCGGUAUUGCUGAGCAUUGAUGUUGAUUUGAAGGAAAAGCCGUGGUUGGACCCAGCUGUGUGUUUCACUCACGUGCAAUUGAGUAGCUGUUGCCAGGCUGUCCAUGCCUGUUGUGACUACCGGUUGGGGUCAGAUUUGGGGUGAAGAAUGAGUAAGUUUCUGCAUGCUUUGUCUCUACCUGAGACACUUCUACAACAAGCCAAGUAUAAUCUCUCCAGCCCUGCAGAUUUUCACCUGACUUGUUCAGCCCCAUGCGUAGACUCCCGCUGCAGGCCUCUGGCCUGUGGCUCACUGCAUGCAGCCCCUGGCGUGCAAUACUAGUGCUCCACGGCGCGAUGUGCUUCUAGCCCUUGCACUGCACCUAGGCUCAGGGUUCAAACGGCCAGCCCGAAAAGCCUGCCUGCCUUCUUUCUGGAAACAGCACGUCCCCGGCCGUGUGCCUGCCCCUUUCUCUACUGAGCUAGUCCCCAAACCAAAGGCAAGCCCCCUCGGGCCUCGGGGGAUGGGGCCGGCCACACCCCUGACUCCGCCCUGGCUCUGCCCCAUACCCCUGCCGUGGGGCCGACCUGGGGGAUGCAGACAUCCGGCUCCGUAUUCCUGCCUAUCGGGGCCAGGAUGCAAAAACAAUUUUUGCGUAAAAGAUGUCACACUGAUCUGCUGGAGUGGGGUGGACACAUGAAUUCAGUUUUAUCAUGAACACUCGCCACUGGCUGCUUGUUAAUUCAGGGAUAAUGGUGGCAUUCUUACAAACUGCUCGGGAAAUAGAAUGACGGGAACACUUUUAGGGAGCCCAGGAAGUUACCAGGGACAUUGGUGUCGCCGGCCCAGGCAACAGCAGCGUACGCUUUUCAAAGAUCAUUGAGUUGUCUUAGAAUUUGAAGCUGUGUAAUGACAAUGUCACCUGGAGUUCGUCUCCAUUUCUUAACUUUUUGUUGCACAAGUAUUUGGACAGAAGUCGAACUGUGAAUGAGAUACUGAAAUGCACUAAAUUGUAUUACAUUAAACUGGAGUUACUUGAUACAAUGAAGAAAUGCAUCUGAUCUACUUGUAUUUAUUGUCUCAGAAUUGUACGUUGUGACAAUCAAAUGUUACUUGCCUAAAUGCCAGGAAAUUCAACUGGCCUUUUAAUCAGCAAGAUCGCCAGCAAGUACUGUAACUGUAAAGGAAAAUCUCUCUCUCUGGAGAACCCACACAAACCAUUGACCUGAGUGCGCAUGACAGCCACUGGCUUCUUUUUCUAUGAUUGAAAAUCUGCCAUCGCUGACUGUUGGCCAGUUUCAAAGGGACCCAUUGUAUACAGGGUGCAAAUGUAUUAUACGGAUGUUUCCUUUUGUACACUUCAUUUUUACAAGUUUUGCUACUCACAAGCUUUAUGUAGUGGAGGAUAGAGGUAUUUUUGGUCUUUAGAAGCUUGUCGGGGUGAGGGCUGCUAACUUACACUUCAGAGGCCUGUGUCCCAAAGGCCUGGCUGCGUUUGCCGUGCUGUGCGAGGACCUGUGUACACAGGCAGGUGUGCGCCUGCCCGAGCGCGAGUAGCUCUUGUGUAGUGGUGAAAUGCUGCAGGCAUCUGUUUAUUAAAAUUGCUGCUGUGAAAGACAGGGAUAAAAUAUCCACAAUAUAAGAGAAAGCGACUCCGUGCCUCCUUCUGUUUCUUCGUUUCCAGUCUGCAUAGAUGUCUCCAAGGGGAAACCAGGGCCACCAGGCACUCCUGUCCCAUGGGGCCACCCACCUUCAGAGCCCACUCCCACGGGCUCUGUUUCCUUGGAGGCCAUCCUGCCGAUGGCACUUUUCAAGGCCCUCCCUUCCCUACGAGUUGCUUUCUGGGAGGGGAAAUUGAAAAGGAGAGCGGUCACCUGGCAAAAACACAGGGGAAAUCAGCCAGUCCACAAAAAUACGCAAAAUGACCUGAUGAUGUCCAAAAAAGGGUUUUAAAAGCGAUCAAGGACAAAAGGUUUUCCUAAGUGGCAUGUAUACAUCCAAAACUACUCUUUUUUUGUAAAAACAUUCAUCUGUGGAGAAAACCAAGGAACCCCUUUCUCUUCUUUAUUAAAAAGCAAAACAAAAACUCUUGUUAGAACCAAAA